Messenger RNA from Coffea arabica (coffee), 639 nucleotides. NCBI's taxonomy places the organism in Eukaryota, Viridiplantae, Streptophyta, Magnoliopsida, Gentianales, Rubiaceae. The record is from RefSeq and is a predicted model, not a curated record.
AUGGCCAACGAACAAAAAGGGCUUUCAGGAACCUCCAUCCUCUCCCUUCCGACCGAGGUGCUUGCACGUGUCGCAUCUUCUUCAUCAACUGAUCUUUUCCGGGCAAAACUGUGCUGUAAGUUGCUUAACGAAGUUUCGGACGCAGACAUCGUUUACCAGCGGGUGUCACUCGCCAACAUACUUCACCCCCAAAAGAUUGGCUUACAACACGUUACUGCAGCUUUGGGCCCAGUUGAUUUCUUUACGGACAAGCAUGGGGACUCAGCAUCGGAAUGCUUGGAAGAAGCUGCUAAUUCAGGCCAUGCCGAUGCUGCAUAUGCGUUGGGAAUAAUUUACAUCUUUGUUGGUGGGGACGAGUUAAAGCGCAAAGGUAUGAGCCUGCUGAGCGGGAUGAAGAAAUCCGGAAUUCUGAAAGGCAGAGUGAAACUUUGCCGUGACAAUUUGCGAGCGCUACUGAGGAUGAUAUGGGUCAAGAAUCCUGUGUUUGCAAACCCAACGCCCAUUUGUUGUGCCAUGACACAUGAGAGGAAAACAUCUUCAUGGCCUAUGGAUGCGGAUGACGUGGAGGAGAGUACAUGUGAAGGCUGCGCUUGCGAUGAAGAAAUUGGAGCAAUUUGUGCUGCCCUACCUUAUCGUUAG